This is a messenger RNA of Dentiscutata heterogama, 163 nucleotides long. NCBI's taxonomy places the organism in Eukaryota, Fungi, Glomeromycota, Glomeromycetes, Diversisporales, Gigasporaceae. The record is from the annotation of a GenBank genome assembly.
UACAAAUGCUAUAAAAGUACGUAGUGUAUUUGGUAAUGCAAGUAAGAAAGUUCUUCCAAUAUCUGCUGUAAAAGAUAAUUACAACUAUCAUAUGGGUAGUGAUGAUAUAGCUGAUCAAUUAAGGGGUUAUUAUGCAACACAAGUUCCUGUACAUCACACUUAG